This is a messenger RNA of Trichoderma reesei QM6a, 6624 nucleotides long. RefSeq lists its product as hypothetical. The record is from RefSeq and is a predicted model, not a curated record. Gene Ontology annotation, cellular component: cytoskeleton. The annotation marks the transcript as partial. The transcript is spliced from 5 exons. NCBI's taxonomy places the organism in Eukaryota, Fungi, Ascomycota, Sordariomycetes, Hypocreales, Hypocreaceae.
CCUCCUGCUGCACCUGCGCAGGACGGCCUCGGAGUCUCCAGCCCGGGAUCGAGAACCCCGACAUCUCCCGCCUUGUCGACUGCCUCCACGGCCGACGACGAGGACGACGACAUCGGGUCGUCUCCGGUCCUGCCUCUGCUUCCCGCCCCAAAGCUCUCCGAACGGGCUUCGGCAAUCUUGAGGGCGCCAGCUUUUGACCUACACGACUUCCGGCAAUUUGGCACCGCCAGCUGGGGCUCUCCCUAUCUGCGCAGCGACCUCAACCUCCGCCGCCAGAGCUACGCCAGCGACGACGAGUCCGAGAGUGAGGGUGCCGCUGCCGCCGUGCUCGUGCACAGGGCCAGGCAACGCAACAGGGGACUCACCGAGGGCUGGAUCCGCACCCACACCGCCGGCGACCAGAGCACGGAGGCUCGGCUCUGGUUCAGCGACGGAGAAAGCAGCGAGCACUCUUCACUGAGCGGCUCGGAACCUGACUGGCAUCGCCGCCGAGAUCCUCGAACGCCUACCCCUUCGGGACGAUAUAGGGCAAAGUCUCGAUCAACCUCUCGACAUCCCCGCGCCAUCUCCAGCGUGGAGACUCUCAAGGCCGGUGAUCACACCCAGGCCGAUCUCGACGACGAAAUGGAAAGCUCAGUUGCCACCGAGACGGGCUCGGUUGUUGGCCCGCCUGCGGCUGAGCACCGCAACAACAUCACAAACGGUGAAGCGCCGCAGCCUACGGCUGGAAACACAGAGACGCCCGCCCUCAAACUCGCAGAUAAGCCCUUGCCUAGGGAACCGGCUGCCGCGCCCCGAAUCAAGAAGAAAGUACCAUGGAAGGGCAAGAACAUUAUGAUCUUGAUACCGCGGGAUGACGAGCGCGGCCGCCCGGGGCAGCCUCCGCUACCCCUUCGACAGGACGAGAUUGAACGAAUGUUUGACUCAUGGACGGAGCUGGGAUACAGUGUCGAUGGCUUUGACUUGUCAGCCGAGGACAAUACUGUAGGCGAGUCUCAGAGCAGGGAGCUUUGGCCCAGCCUCGAGGAUUUGGCGCAAGAGCGGUACGAGCGUGACUAUACCGUGGUCUUGCCAGACCUGAAUGCUUGGAAAAACUACGUCAAUGAGUUGCAGGAAGCCAAGCUUAGAGCUCUUGGCGUCUCAUUCGGCGGCGACGAGCCUGAAAUUGCGCCCUCAAUAUCCUCACAGCCAUCUCGCAUGCCCUCGGCGCAGUAUCCUCCACUUCCAUUCUCUCCUCCGAUCCCGACUUCCUCAGCAUCCAGCAACCACGCGAUACCCGGCUUCCCAUUCCCGGCCCCUUUCAUUCCCGGCGCCGCAUCUACUCAGAGCCCUGGCUUGCCCGCGGGUGCUUCACCAGUUUCCUUUGGCGUCCACGGCAAGUUUAGCACACGGCAGUCCAUCUCAUUCCCUGCCACCAGCUCGCCUUUCCAGCAGCCGCCUCAGGGAUGGCAAAACCAGGCUGGUGCUAUGCAAGGCCUAAGCCCUCUUGACUCGCCGUCGGUCAUGAGUCUCAACGGCAUAAUGUCGCCUCAGUCCCCUUACGGCAUUGAGGGCUUCAACCAGGCCGGGAGCCCGGCGUUUAACCUGCACCAGCGGCACCAGUCGCUGCAAUACAUGCCGCAGCAGUAUGCUAGGGCAUCGCCUCGCCUGCAGGACGUCCGGGAAGAUGAAGAGGAAGAAGAACAACACCAACAGCAGCAACAGCAGCAGCAACAACAGCAGCAACAGCAGCAGCAGCAGCCGCACGUGGGCAAGAGCCCCUCCAAGACUCCGGAGCCUGCGCAACGUAAUGCCGAUCAGCUACAGGCCGAGAUUGAUGACGCCGAGUACCAUCUGGAGGAACAGCUGCGUAACGAGCUGGAGCACGAAGACUACAACCCCCAGACCAGAGCGGAGUCCAUCAAUCAUCAGCCAUUUGGGUCUGCCCAUGGUCACCAGCCCUCGGCCGGCGGCUUUGCAACGGUCGAGCAUUUUGCCAACGAGCCAAACAAGCCGCUCGUCCUGCAUCAUCCGCGACCUCACAGCCGUGGCCAUUCACUUACGCAAAACUUCUAUCGGGAUGACGAUGCUCCCGAUGCGGUGAACCAGGGAAGCUUGCCGCAGUUCGCACCAUUGAACGACAUUCCGGAAACCCAGCGUGUCGACGAGGCUUAUGAUGAGAUCCAAACCAACCCCAGCAACCUCGGCACCCCGAUUCAAGACAUUGACUUUGCUGCGGCCUUUAGCCAGCACCAAAAGAACAUGUCGGCUUCGAGCAACCCCUGGCAGGAUGCCGUGUCACUCGCCAAUGGCGGCGGCCAGCAUUCAACGCACGACAGCAAGUCGUCCCUGUCCAAGUUCAAUGUCGAGGCCCCAGAAUUCAAGUUCAAUCCCACCAGCACCUUUACCCCUGGCCUCUUCAACUUUUCCGCCAGCAGCUUCCAGCCUGCCGUCUACCAUGCGGCUCCCCCGGAGAUCAUGGACCAAACUCCCUUCGGAGCGCCGCCGCCGCAGCCGCAGCCGCCGGCAGCCAAGAUCAACGUCAAUGCCCCGACGUUUGCUCCCGGUCAGAGCGAGUUCAGCUUCUCUUCCUCGGGCCCCAAGUUCCGGCCUGACGCUCCCGCCUUCACACCCUUCCAGUCCCAGGCCAGCUCUGCACCAAACGCCGCCCCGUCUGGCAACAAGGGCUUCCCGAGACGGACCGAUUCCAUCUUCGGCAAUAUCAACAUCGAGCCGUCAGCGAUGCCUUCUCCGAAGAAGUCCAAGGCUGUCCCGAUCCUCAGGCCCUCGAGUACUGUGUCUGCUGACUCACCAGCUGCGUAUGACGGUGAUGUAAGGGAUCCAGAGGGCCGCGUUGGCGACAUCUCAAGGGUCAAGAGGGCCAAGAGCGCCAAUCUCUCCGACACCGAUGAUGUGCCUCUCUUUGCUGAUCAACCCGCGGCCGAGUCUUCGUCGGUCAAAGAAGCACGCAGCGUUGCUGAAGAAGGCUCCGUCGACGGAGAAGCCGUGUUGCCCGCUGACACUUCCAUGUCCUCGGUCGACCAGAUCGAUACACAAGUUACCACUGCCGCUCCCUCGGAGACUUCACCAGCUGAAGCAUUUGCCAAGUGGAGGUCGUCAUUCCAACACACUCCUCGGCAGCACUCAACGGCCACCCCGGUGUCGCUCCCAGAGGAGGCUGAACCUCGCUCCGACGGAGAGGAGCUAUCCGACUCCACACAACCCCAGGUUCUCUCUGCUCCCGAGGACCCCCAGACUCUGGCAGCCAGGCGCAAGCUCACGCCCAAGGGUCUCUCCGGCUCUCGUUUCGCAAUGCCCCCGCCCAAGCCGUCGGGCCUUGCCGCUUCCCGCUUUGCAGAGCCGACUCCUGCCCCUACCGCCGAUCGAGAUGACGGCGCAGUUGAGCAGGCACAGGAAGAGCCCAGCACCUUUAACCCUACACCCACGACCACCGGCGAGAAGCGUUCUCCUACCUUUGAGGAAAUUGACGCAGUCAUGCAGCGGAUGGAGAGGGACCACUCUCAAGGCGUUAACAAAUCCGUUGAGACCUUCAAGUGGCCUCGCCCGUCUGUCGAGGCUCCCAUAUCGUCUGAUGAACUGCACAUUCCUUCUGAUCACGCACGCGAAGGCAUGAGCAUCGUCCCGCGACAGUACAGCCCCGUCCCAGACAAUGCCUCUCAGCCCCUGGUAAGCACCGAGCUGGAAGAUCCGUUUGUGGACCCGCCUAUGAGCGCCCAAGCUCCUAGACGCGGUCAUGCAUUUGCAGAGGAAGAGCUUGACAGCGAGCCUCUGAGCGACUGGGAAGCCGCCUUUUCUGAGGAUGAGCACUCGAAACUCCAACACCGUGCCCAAUUCUUCGACGGCCGGGUCAAUGAGGUUGUUGGCAACCUUCUGGCGUCCAGACUCGCGCCUCUCGAGAAAGUUCUCCUAUCUCUUCAUCAAUCCAUGGCCUCCAGGGGCCAGCGUCCAUCCUCUUCUCGGCGGGACGCCCGUGGCGGUUCGAUGGAGUACCAGGAAAGCGAUGCCGAUGACGAAGAUGACGAGCCGAUCCCUCGCCGUUCAACCAGUCCCAAGAGGGAUCGCAGGCUAGAUCAGAUCCGCUCAAUUGUUGUUGAGGCCCUAGCAUCGCAGCAGCGCAGCCCGCUGGCUCUCACCGCGGAUACCAGCGAUGAUACAAACCUGCUGAAAUCCCUUGGCGAGAUCAAGGAGCUCUUGAUUUCCAGCGCUAGGCCCACGCCUCGUGGUGACGAGACUGCUCCUUUCGAUAGCAUGCUUCAGCCCAAGCCUGACGAGGAGCUUCUUGCCAAGAUUCGGGACCUCGAGACGAAGAAUGCGGAUCUCGAAUCGCGACUUCGCUUGGACCAGGAGUACCUUGACAGGGAGAUUUCCGAGCGCAGGGCUGCCGAAGAUGCUGCUGCCGAGCUCGAUCGAAAGCUGCAGUCCGCAGAGACUCGCGUAGAGAUUGAAAUUCUCAACCGAACCGUAUUCGACCAACGUGUUGCCGAGCUUGAAGAGCGGCUGAGGACCCAGGAGGACCUUGUCGAGCAGGAAGUCAAGGCAAGGCGUACCGCCGAGGAUAACCUAUCCGAGGCUCAGCGCCUCUACCGCAAUGCUUCUGAAGAAGAGGCUCGAUUACGCGGAGUGGUCAAAGAGCGAGACCACGUCAUAAAGACGCUUGAGCACUCCGCCAGCAAGGCUACCAUGCAGCUGACCGCCCUGGAGGCUGCUCGAGACAACUGGACCCAUCAUCAAGCCGAAAUGGUGAACACAAUCAAUGUUCUCGAAGCCGACCUCCGCAACGUUCGCCAGGACAACAAUACCUGGAGAGCGGAGGCUGAGCGUGCUGAUGAGGCCGCUCGCCGCAGCAAUGGCGAACUCGGCCAUGCUUUGGAUGAGAACAAGCGCCUCCACAGAUCACUCACCAGCGUUGUUGCCCAGCUCGAAGAGAACGAGCGCCUUCGCGAGUCAUGGCGCUCCAAGUUCCUCUCUCUCCAGGACGACAUGGGACAGGCCGCCCGCGAGGUUGCCGAGGAGAACGCACGACGCAUCAAGAGAGACCAGGCCAUGCUGGCACGCCAAGACGUCCUGGAAGCUCGACUGCAGGCUGAAUCCAAGACUAGGGAACGCCUCGAGGUCGAAAUGGAACGGCUGCAGAACAACGAGCGGGCUGGUAUGCGCGCCGUCAAUGAGUGCAACCGUCUCGAGGAGACGCUCUCUGAGCUGCGUGCCGAAAACUUUAAGCUCCAGCAAUCGUGUGCCCGCUACCAACGCGAGUUCGAAGAGGCUCGCGAGUCAGGGGCUAGCGAGGUCAAGAGGACACGCAUGUCUCUGCAGACCGAGCUCGACGCUGCCAACAACCAGGUGAACAUUAUCCGUGAAGAGUACGAGGAGCAGAACGCCAAGCUGCGCGCUGAGCUCGAUCACCUUAAGCUGGCGAUCGACACGGCCAAGGCACAAAACGAAAUGCUUCUCGAGGGUGCCCAGGCCAGCAGUGCCAACGAACUAGAGGAACUCAAACGCAAGCACCAAAACGAGCUGGAGGACAUUCAGGCUCGCUAUGAACGCCAAGUCAACAAUGCCAUCGAGGAUGGCCAACGGACAGAGCAGCACCUCUUGGAGCGCCUCAGUCUGUCCACGUCGAAGACGGAGCAUCUCCAGGACCGCAUACUUCAUCUUGAGGAGAAGCUUGAGAUUACGAAGCAGGCCGCUGCCGCCGCAGCUCAAGCUGCGAAGUCGGCUGGCGUCGACUCUUCGGUCUUGAGCACCACGAUGGCGAAACCAGCAGAGAGGGUUGAGAUGCCUGAAAGGAUCUCCCCACAGGCUCUCCGGGAAUCCAUCAUGGUUCUUCAGGAACAGUUGCAGGCCCGCGAACAGCGCAUUGAGGAGCUUGAGCAAACCGUUGCCGAGCUUGAUCCCGAUGCUGCGGUCAAAAUCUCUAAGCGCGACGACGAGAUCAACUGGCUGCGUGAGCUGCUCGCUGUGCGACAGGGAGAUUUGCAGGAUAUCAUCUCGGCGCUUUCAGGCGAAAGAUUUGACCGUGCCGCCGUCAGGGAUGCUGCCAUUCGACUCAAGGCCAACCUGCAGAUGGAGGAACAGGAGCGCGAGAGGGCCAUGAAUGGCGGUUCGGCCAUUACCCUUCCCAACAUUGCCCAGACGAUUCAGGCUGCAACGCCGCGCGUGGCGCAGACCAUCGCUCCCAUUGCGGCCGCCUGGGGCAAUUGGCGCAAGAGUGGCCAGUCCAGCUUCCGAGGCAUUUCAGGAGUGUUGAGUUCGCCCGCUGUUGCGAGCAAUUCCACUCCUACUAAGAGCAGAAAUGACCCGAUGCAGAACGGUGGCGUCGCGAGCGGCCUCCUCACGCCUCCAGCCACGGCUCUGAGACAGUCCCCCACUCAGGACAAUCACCCGCAGCCCACCGCGUUCUCGAGCAUUGGACGGCGAUUCACGGGGCAGAGCAUCCAGGCGGGGCGGGCACGACGGGAGUCCAACAUCUCGCAUCGAUCCGACAAGACAUCCUUUCCCGGCCUCCCCCAUCGACGUCAAGAGUUGGCAGCCGAGCCAGUGACGCCGCCCUCCAUGAUACACCAGACGGCGUAUGAUGAGGAUGCGCAACCUGGCGAUUUUGACGACCAUGACUUUUUUGAAGAG